Molecule: messenger RNA, 1726 nt
Organism: Megalobrama amblycephala (Wuchang bream)
Lineage: Eukaryota; Metazoa; Chordata; Actinopteri; Cypriniformes; Xenocyprididae
Gene: ungb
Product: uracil DNA glycosylase b
Exons: 7
Coding region: 607-1503 (298 amino acids)
Biological process (GO): base-excision repair; base-excision repair, AP site formation via deaminated base removal
Cellular component (GO): nucleus; mitochondrion
Molecular function (GO): uracil DNA N-glycosylase activity
Source: RefSeq, a predicted model, not a curated record
GGAGUUCUUGUCCAGAACAGAACCAUACCGCCAAUACAAACUCUAUGCAUUAUCUAUCAUAUUUGACGAUAGUGGUCCUGACAGAAAUGGUAUAAAAACAGAGAAAAAAAACCUUUUCAUUUUCCAUUAAUGACUACUGUUUUUAUUGAAGAACAUAUUCUGGAAUACAUAACAUAUAUUAUAAUAUAUUAAAUAAAUUACCACACAUUAAUUCAUUUAACAUAUCAAUGAAAAGUUUGAAAGCAGGUAGUUUUGACAUAAUUACAGUAGAAAUACUGGAAAUAUCUUGCCGUACAUAGAGAAUAUUGUCUUGUACAAUGAGAGGCGUUCAAGUAAAAAAGGUUGAACUAGAGUCAAGGGUGAAGUCAAAUUUCAGGGGUUUUGUACAAAGUUAGAUUUAAAAUGUUCAUGUUUAAUUAAAAAGAGUCUGUUUUGAAUCACACAAACAGGUAAUAUCACCAGAUCUAACAUGUAGUCAUAUUUAAACACAACACAUGCCAGCUCAUAUGACCUGUCAUGUCUCUGCUCGGCUAACAGUUACUGUCAUGGUUUAGGUUUGAAGUUUCGCUUUCAGUUUUGCAAAUGGUGGAGCGAACCUGAAUUUGCAUGACAUGGCAGCAUAACAGUGAUGCAGCAGUAUUUGUGAAGGGGUCUCUGAGAAACGCCAACGAGUGCAUACACAGUGCAUACACUUAUCUUACUUUGGACAUGUCAAACGAAUCCUGCAAAGAGCAAGUUACUAGUAAGAGCAUGCAGCUCAGUGAGGAGCAGCUGCAUCAGAUAGAGCAGAACAGACGCGCCGCACUUGAACGACUGGCCAGCCGAAACGUACCUGUACCUGUUGGUGAAAGCUGGCGAAGACAAAUUGGGACUGAAUUUACAAAACCUUAUUUUACAAAACUAAUGUCUUUUGUUACAAUGGAGAGGAAAUGCUUUACUGUCUAUCCCAGCCCUGAGCAGGUGUUUUAUUGCACAACUUUGUGUGCAAUUGAAGAUGUAAAAGUGGUCAUUCUUGGGCAAGACCCCUAUCACCAUCCAGGUCAAGCCCAUGGUUUGGCCUUCAGUGUGCUGAGGCCUAAACCUCCUCCUCCUAGUUUGGAAAACAUAUUUACGGAGCUGACAGAAGAUAUUGUUGGCUUCCAGCAUCCAGGUCAUGGAGACCUUACAGAAUGGGCUAAACAGGGUGUUCUGCUGCUGAAUUCUGUGUUGACAGUGAGGGCUCAUCAACCCACCUCUCAUGAGGGUCAAGGCUGGGAGCUCUUCACAGAUGCUGUGGUCCUGUGGCUCAGCAGGAACCUCAAUGGCCUGGUCUUUCUGCUUUGGGGCUCGUAUGCUCAGAGGAAAGGCAGAGUGAUUGACAGAAAACGUCAUCAUGUCCUUGAGACUUCACAUCCAUCACCAUACUCUGCACAUUUAGGCUUCUUUGGAUGCAGGCACUUCUCUAAAACUAACAUGCUACUUAAAGCAUCAGGAAAAAAUCUGAUUGAUUGGACAGCUCUCUGAAAUAACAUUAUACUAUAUAUUCUUUAAAAAAUAUUUUUGGUAAAACAGAGAGGCUGUGAACAUUAAAUAUUCUACAUUACAGUUAAAUGUUUUGCAUUUUAUACUGCAAUUAUGUUGCAAAUGGGUCACAACUGCCCUGUAGUGACAUUGAACUUGUAAUAAUCAUGCCAAUUGUUAUAAUGCAAAUGAUUACAUUAUUUGGACAAUAAAUGAAUGCAGUAAA